Brachypodium distachyon (stiff brome) is the source of this 2528-nucleotide messenger RNA. RefSeq names its product double-stranded RNA-binding protein 2. The coding region runs from base 26 to 2254 and encodes 742 amino acids. The transcript has 5 exons. The record is from RefSeq and is a predicted model, not a curated record. Gene Ontology annotation, molecular function: double-stranded RNA binding. NCBI's taxonomy places the organism in Eukaryota, Viridiplantae, Streptophyta, Magnoliopsida, Poales, Poaceae.
ACUCACACACAGAAACGAGGAGUAGAUGCAAGAAAAAAAAGAAAGAAAGAAAACAAGACCAAGAAGAUGCAGACGAAAAGCGCCGGAAAGCAACAACACGCCUCUUCCCCCCACCCCAAAUCUCGUAGUUAAUGGCGGCCGCUUCUACCGUAGUAGCACUAGUAGCCUGCCUAAUGGCGUAGUAGCUAAGUCGCAGUCGCAAGCAAAGGCAAGCCCCGGCCGGAGGUCGCUGCUGGGUGGCUGCAACCAGAAAGAUUUAGCAUCUCUGGAGAUUUUGUUGUCGUCGUCGGUGGCCGUGGCGGUGGUGGUUCUUCUCUUCCCUGGCUAUCGUUUUCUGCUGCGGUUGGAGGGAGAGAGGGAGAGAGGAAAAGGACUGCGAGGGAGCUCGUCGUUGCAAGGACUGGGAGUACGGCGGUGGUUAUUUAUUGGAGGCGUCUUAUCUGCUGCAGCAAGAGGAGGAUAUCAAGGCUUUCAGAGGGCUGACGAGAUAGUAUGGGCAGAAGCUAUUCCCAGUUCUGAACAUAGCUUCAUAGCCUUCUUGAUUGGUGCAUUCAUAUCUGAGGUGGAUGCAGGCAUGUACAAGAACCAGCUGCAGGAGCUUGCUCAGAGGAGCUGCUUCAACCUGCCUUCCUACGCUUGCAUCCGCGAGGGACCGGAUCAUGCACCACGGUUUAAGGCUACAGUUAAUUUCAAUGGCGAAUCGUUCGAGAGCCCGACAUUCUGUUCCACCUUGCGGCAGGCAGAGCACGCGGCAGCUGAGGUGGCGCUCAAUGAAUUGUCAAAGAGGGGGCCUUCAUCAUCACUUGCUGCAAAAGUCCUGGAUGAAACUGGGAUCUACAAGAACCUUCUACAAGAAACUGCUCAUCGGGCCGGUUUAAAACUGCCUGAGUACACUACUAUUAGGUCUGGGCCAGGGCAUACACCAAUGUUCACGUGCACAGUGGAGUUAGCAGGAAGGAUCUUCACUGGUAAUCCUGGCAAGACCAAGAAACAAGCUCAAAAAAAUGCUGCUAUGGCUGCCUGGUCUGAAUUGAAGCAAUUGCCUCGAGUUGGUGAGGCAGCGUCUUCUUCUCCAUUGGAUCAUGAUGAUGAGGAGCAGGAACAGGUCAUAGUUGCCCGUACUCUUGAAAGCUUGAACCAGACGAAUGAAGGCAAGUCAGCACAUCAAAAGGAGAAACAGCAAAGCAAUAACCACCCGCCACCCCGAAGAUCUCAUCCUAAACCAUACGUGUCAUUUCAGCGGUCACGUUUACAAAAUCAGACGUACUCAAAUGUUUCACCAGAGCAAGCAAUGUACCAUUGGCGCCAGGUGCAACCAACACAACAAAAGCCUCAUUUUCCAAUGGUUCCAGUUAUGGGCAAUACAAGGUUUCCAUCACCACCAACAAUGCUCUCCAUGUAUCCUCCUCCACCUCAAGGGCAGUUCCCUGUGCCAGCUAGCCAAGAUAACUUAGCUCUUCUUCCAUGCUUUCGUGAAGCUGCUUCUGUCCUUCCACAGUACUUCUCACCUUACCCUGCCUCCUAUGUAUCAAGGAGUCCAUUGCCAGUCACCGUUCACGCAAUGCAUGGUGAGAGGCAAGGGUGUACUCAAAUGGUUGAGCUUCCUGAUGCUGUGGUUUUCUCUCGAUACGCUGCUUCAGCUUCAUCUAGUACUUCAGAAAAGGGUGCUCCAAGUAAGGUUCAAGAACUGCCUGAAAAUGGGAAAGAUGCAUAUACUGAGAGUAGUGCCGCACCCGAGGAAGAGAAUAGAGCUCCUCAGACUUCCUCGAGCUCCACAUCACGUUCAGUAUCGCAGAAGUUGGAACCAAAUAAAAGCAAAGAGUCAAAUAAGCCCACAGAACAGCCACCAAAGUCAUCAUCGACUCGGGUUAGUUCAUCUGUUGUACAAAGACCUAUCCAGCGAGAGUGUUAUCCUAGUUCCAUUCAGCACGUCGAGCCUAUCCACAGAAGUAAUCUUCCGUUCAGCAUGGCGACAUCACCUGAGUUAUGGUCUCCACACAUGCAGGCUCCAGCAACUCCAAUGAAUACAUCAGGUUCGUUCUACGAGCAGCGGCCUCAUUGGUAUGCGGCUCCGGUUACAGUCAGAACUGCCAUCCCUGUGUGCUCAGCUAGGCCAAAUGCUGGGAGCUCUAGCGCCGGAGCACAACCUGCUGUUCGGAUCCUCUCUAGAAAUGAACCUGAAGCUCACAGGAACACGAGAGACACCAGCAAGGCUGCGACAGCGAGUUUGGAACUUAAUAAGCUCCAUAUCUGAGCUGCGAUUUUCUGUUUAGUUAGGGCUGAGACUUGGCAGUAUAUCAGUUUUGGUUGUUUCUGUUCUUAUUUUCCUUGGGCUAUCUAGAUAGAUAGAAUGAACUCUACAAAUAGUUUGAGUGGUCAUGCUCAGCCAUCUCCAGGCCUGUUAGAUGCUAUAUAUACCACUAUCUUGUCACGAAAAAUGAAUGAGAACAAUAACAUAUCCGGUGUUGGAAACUUCGUCGUGUAUUUGAGAUGACACAAGUCAUGCGAAUGAUUAACUUUUCCUAGAA